CUGGUACGACAUCAAAACUCCUCCCAUCAUUUCCAAGCUAUAUAUAAUCACGUAUCGAUGCCACAGUCAAUCAUCCCAGCAUCUCUCGAACAUCAUGAAGUACCUUCUGUUCUUUACCUUGGCCUUAAUGGCCGCCAUCACCAGCUCUGCAGAGGGAUGCAUGUCAGAAGACCAUGGUGCAAAUCAUGGAGCUGACAACAGUCACGAAAUCGACGACGAAGAUGUUUCCACAACAGUCAAGCAUUCGGUUGUGGCGAACACAGUUCAUGUUGAAGCCACCACGACAGCCAAACACUCCAAUGAGACUGCACCUUCUGCUGAGGCUGGACACUCUGCUACUGGUGUUGCUCGUUCCACCGAGAGGCCGAUUAUUGUUGUCGUCGAACACACGAACACAACCACGCAAGCAACUGUGGCAGAGAACAUUACCUCCACCCCGAUGACAGUCACCUCGAUGAAGCCUGUUGUGGUUUUCCAAAAUACAACUGAAAAACCAGGCAAUGUUAUCCACGAAGAAGUCAACAAAACAUCAGUCACUACUCCAGUUGCAAUGGCAACUGUUGCAGAUGUAAUCAAUUCUACUGAAAAACCAGCUAAACUUACCCCAGAGAUGACGACUACAGCCCCAACUACUAUCCCGAAAGACAUGUCUACUCACAUUGUUAACCAAAUGAAUGUCAACAAAACUACAGCUGCAGUUAUGACAACUUCGCCGAUGCCAAUGAUCGUUACUGCUGCAACAACAAUCAGAAGAGAAAAACGACAAGCUAAUGCCACUAUGAAAAUACCUACGACUCCAAAGACCCCAGUAUUUGGAAGCAGAUUCCCUACCAGAGUCCCAACGCCAGUAACACGUAAAGCUCGUCAGGGUACGACCAUUGGCCCGGCAACCACUGCAUCACGUACAACCACUGCAUCACGUACAACCACUAAACCGAAAACGGUAACCAAACAGCCAGGACUUUCUCCUGUGGCGCCGUCCAGGGUCCGUGUACCAAUGACGAUGAAGCCACAGCCGGUCACCACUGGACCAAUGCCAGUGCACGGUUAAAUGUAUUUCAAAAGAAGCAAAAUUAUUUUCGCCUUGACGACUUUCACUACCUAAAUUUAUUUUUCCUUUUCGAGUUGACGCUAGCUUUUCUUCUUCGUAUCGAUUAAAUAUUCUUUUCUCUAAAUGGAUUCGCGUGAAAAACUGAAAUAAAACAAAAGAAACUCUUUUCAAAA
This is a messenger RNA of Daphnia carinata, 1224 nucleotides long. RefSeq names its product mucin-5AC-like. Lineage: Eukaryota; Metazoa; Arthropoda; Branchiopoda; Diplostraca; Daphniidae. Bases 95 to 1051 code for a protein of 318 amino acids. The record is from RefSeq and is a predicted model, not a curated record. The transcript is spliced from 3 exons.